AUGACCUCCCUACCCACCAACAAUCGACCGGAUUCAUCAAAUAUCAGUGGUGUAGCGCAGACUACCUACCAUUUCAGCCCAACGAUGGAACACAACACUGAUACAACUGUCUCGAUCAUCGCCAACGCCCAUCCGUCUGCCUCUUGGAUAUCGACCAAGAAGGACAACUACAAAGAUUUUCCCCACAACACUCUGUCUCAGCCGGCAACGCAGCCCCCUCAAACCCUCCGCGUAACGCGUUUCCUUCCAGACACCGAGAAGUCUAUGUCGGGCCUCUGCUGUUCCUCCCAGACCCUACCCAUGUGGAGAUUUUCCUCUAUGGCCGGGAACGGCCUGAGCUCCAAACGGGUCGAAGAUGUCAAAAUGAACCGUAUUGACAAGCUCAGGGCGGGCCGGAAACGCAGAGCAAACCGCCGACCUUUCGUGUUCAAGAGCAGUCCACUUGCCGAAGGUCAAGGAGCUGGCCGACUGACUCAAUUCCAAGCGAACACCUUCGAUGUCCACUCCACAUCCCCAUCCAGAUCAUCGGCCUUCUUUGCUCACAAGAAUGCUGAAGGAAUGGAGCUACACCAAACCACCUUUUACAGCGGCUGGAAUGCUGUCCGGAUCAGUCGCUUCUCAAACCCAAGUAACUCGACAACUAAGCAGUGGCUUGAUGAUUCGCAACUCGACAAGCCUGCCGCAUUUGCUUCCCUUGGCUGUAACCCCAAUGCCCUUCCCAGCUGGUCAAAGCAGCCUCAAAUCUCUAGGCUCUGCAACUCCAAAGCAACCAAACCUCAAUCUUCUGCUCCUCCAAGGAAAACCGACUACCAGUCUUGGGAAAUCUCUCUGCCGAAGUGUCCCUUUCCCGCAAUGGGGUUGUUCUCAAAUUAA
Messenger RNA from Puccinia triticina, 873 nucleotides. RefSeq lists its product as uncharacterized. The record is from RefSeq and is a predicted model, not a curated record. NCBI's taxonomy places the organism in Eukaryota, Fungi, Basidiomycota, Pucciniomycetes, Pucciniales, Pucciniaceae. The transcript has a single exon. The coding region runs from base 1 to 873 and encodes 290 amino acids.